Labeo rohita (rohu) is the source of this 3227-nucleotide messenger RNA. RefSeq names its product death domain containing 1 (gene dthd1). The transcript is spliced from 9 exons. The record is from RefSeq and is a predicted model, not a curated record. NCBI's taxonomy places the organism in Eukaryota, Metazoa, Chordata, Actinopteri, Cypriniformes, Cyprinidae. The coding region runs from base 160 to 3171 and encodes 1003 amino acids.
AUAAAUUACAUUUUUUAAAAAUAUAUGCAGAUUGGAGGGAUAUUUCACAGCUGUCAGCAUUACUGUUUUUACUGGAUUUUUGAUCAAAUAUUACUGCAUUUACCCAAACGUAGUAUCAAUACACAGUAUUUGCAUAUAUGAAAGACCCUUAAAGUAUCAAUGCCUCAUUUGGGUGACAAGACUACAGAAUCCAUUCACAGAUGUAGACAUUACUCUUCUUUAGAAUUGCUCAUCUCUAAGGAACGCUUUUGUGUCCAGUCACGCCUUCUAUUUGCCAUGACAACCCUAUUUUACAGGCCUGAAGUGGUAAAUACUGAGUUUACCAGUGAGAGAAAGAGACAAAGAGAGAAGAACUACUGUGUAUCACCUGCUAUUCCUCUAAUAAUCAAAUUCUCAGUUUAUGCUUCAAGGCUCUCGAAGAAUACACUUGAAAAUAUGGUCGAUUCAGCCAGCCAGCUAAUACUCUCAAAUGAGAAUGAUCUGUUAGAUCUCUUACAAGAAACCGCUGAGGAACUGAGAGUUUUACAACCAGUAAAAGCAAGAGAAGAAACAGGAUCUAAGCAAUCCUCUAAUGGCCAUAGGGAUUCAGCUGGACUCCACACAAGACUUUUCCAGGUCCUCAAGACGUUUUGUGAGCUUCACAUCCAAAGAGUGUGCGUGCUGAGAGAGGUUCUCUGCGGUACAGCAAACACACUUACUGAGCGUAGGAUGUACUCUAAUUUGGCACAUACACUCCCAACAGCUGAUGUGGACGCUUCCUAUGGAUCCCACUUUUUCCACGACCAUGUGACUGAUGUCAUUCUUAAUGUCCUGGAAGAUGUUCACAUCAUUGUAAACCAGUUCAGUGUAAUGAGUAGGAGGCUCAACACUGGUAUUGCUUUUCUUACUGAAGUCAGCGGGGAGAGAGGUGAUCUUACCAGUAGUGGAUCUCUGGAUACUGCAGACCACAUAAAACCAGAAUCAUGUGACAUCAGUAUUCCGCUGGACCAGCAUCUUGCAGACCACCAUCUUGAAAAUGUACAGUCUACAGGGCUUCCAAAUGGUCCAGUGAAGCGCCAUACUGUGCAUAUGGAUGACAGACAUAUGAAAGAAGGCGGCUCUCUUGAGGAAACUAGAGCAGACUCACUCUAUAAAACUAUGGUGAUUGACUCCAAGGAAUGUCUGGAUGUUAAUAAUAAAGUGGGGGGAGAAAAAAAGGAAAAGGAAAAACAGGAAAGCACAGGAGAAGACGAUAAAAGAUUGAAGUAUACAUUGGUAACUGUUGGACUUGCAGACAGAACCAGACCUUCAGAGUCUCCCAGAGUCUGCUACAUAACCGCCCCAUCAGAAGUUGCAAACGUCUUGAGUUGUGAGGUGGUUGAUGGUCUGAGUUCCCUCAUGGUGUCAGGAUCUGAGGAGUUGGUCAGCUGUGUUCUCCGCAUACAAAACUCCAGCCAUGUGAAAUGUCCCUUUCCACUGACCGUAGCAGUGCCGUUCCAGGCGAGUUACCGUGGGAACUACAGAGAGAUCACUGUGAAAGUGGUGGAUCCGGAACAAAGAGUUAGCUAUGUCACACCUACAUCUACUGAGGGUUUCUAUGGAGGACAAAGGGGUUCGUUUGCAGUGGUGCGGGUGUACUCUUUGGGUGUGUUUGCAGUUCUGUCCCGUUUGAGGACAGAGAGUUUUACAAUUCCUAAGACAGGACUGUCUCUUAAACUCAGUGUGGACUCCAGGAUAUGCCUUGACUACUUACCUGGAUCCUUCGCCGCACCAGUUGUCGCUCAAGUGACGGUACAGCCAGUGGAUGCCUUCAUUUUAUCCUCUUUGAAAUCCAAAAAUGAUUUCUACCAUGCUGCUGUCACCUCAACCCCCUUACUUUACCUAAGCCAUCCAUCAACCCUUAAACUUAGAAGACCUAUGACACUUGUCCUGCCCUGUCCUCCUAUUUCUGACAAGAGGAGAGCUGGAGAAGAGACUGACAGACUUCUAACAGGCACUUUCUCACCCCAGCAGAUCAAGGUUGAUGGUGCCUCAGUAAAGACUCAUAAAGAGUCUAAAGAACAUCUGGCUCUGUUGGGAUGGACAGAGAACCGUUGGAAGAUUCUGGAUAAAGUCAGUGUAAAGAACCUACAGAACAGCUUGGUCUGUUUUGAGCUAACAGAGAGCUAUGAAAGGUACAGUGUGACCAAACCAAGUGAAGUGCAGCCGAAAACUGAAAACAUUGAAAGGAGAAAAAAAAAAAAAAAUUUCUUCUCAACUUCCUCUGUUCUCAGGUUAAUAGUCCUUCGCUUUCAGUCUUCUCUAAAAACUUCCUACAUUAUUUCAUUAGUUGAAGAACUGGAAGAAGCUCUAAAGAUCUUCCCGGUGACUGUUGUGCUCCAUCAUGAGCGUCUGGACCCCAGCAGUGUGGUUUUGGCCACCCUGCCCAGCAGAGAUGUUAGCUGGGCACUGUGUGAACUUCAGACCCUGGGUUACUGUGGCCCUCCAGAGCCUUCGUCUGAACUGUCAAUGAAGGAGGGAGAACAGCUGAUGCUCAAGUUCAGUGGGAAUAUAACCUGCAACGGCAAUGAACAGACAGAUUCACACAUAAUCACAUUCCACAACCAAAGAAGGCACUGGCUGUAUUUGGAAUUAAAAGAAGUGGACCCCUUUGGCAACUACAUCUCUCUUCACUACAAAGGUGUAAUCAGUUUAUUCAAGGUCGCCAAAGAUCAGCUGGUCUGGAAUGGUGACAGGGCGGCCGUGUCUAUAGACUGUCCUUUGGGAGAGCCUGUCUGUCGGCUGCCGCUCACUCUGCCCAAGAGUCCAAGAAAAGUCUUUCAACCUGUGAGUGUGAAGGUAAUACAGCACAACCAAACAGAGCCUCUCUCAGAUGAGCUGUUAUCAUGGCUCUGUGAUGAGCUCACCGAGGAUGAUGCAGCGCUUCUCAUUACAUCUCUCCAUCUCCGACGCUCAGCUGUCCAGAUCGCUCGACUCCGUGCACCACACAGCCUCUCACAACAGUCCUUUCAUGUUCUAACAGCGUGGAGGCGGGGCCUCCCUUCCUCAACUCUGAAAUGCCCCAUGCUGGCCCGCUGCUUGACCCGCGUGGGAAGGCCUGACCUUGCCAGAGAGCUUCUGCUCAGGGAAGCUGCAAAUGACAAAAUGGAGGAGAAAAAAACAGGAGAAACAUCAAAACCAUGUGUUGUUUGACAUUAAAGGAACCAUAUAUUUGGUGAAAUGUUAAUGCAGCAGUUUCCAACCACGUU